Magnolia sinica is the source of this 1299-nucleotide messenger RNA. RefSeq names its product protein FAR1-RELATED SEQUENCE 5-like. The coding region runs from base 1 to 1299 and encodes 432 amino acids. The record is from RefSeq and is a predicted model, not a curated record. NCBI's taxonomy places the organism in Eukaryota, Viridiplantae, Streptophyta, Magnoliopsida, Magnoliales, Magnoliaceae. The transcript has a single exon.
AUGGAUGGUAAUUCAUUGAAGAGUCAAGCAUUUGAUGAGCCACGUCGAAAGUUAGAUUUUGACACCGAAAUAUAUGUUCAAAAAACAAGCCAACAAAUAGAUGUCCAAGAAGCAAGUCAACAUGUAUUGGUCAAUGUAGAUGAGAAUUUAGAUGAAGAGCCAGAACUAGGUAUGGAGUUUUCUUCUGACGAGAGUGCAUUUCAGUUUUACAAUCGGUAUGCUAAGAAUACAGGGUUCAGUGCUCGAAGGGGAUGGGUGAAGAAAGCAGAUGAUGAUACCAUCAUACUUAAGAGAAGAUUUUGUUGCUCUAAAGAAGGUAAAAAACGUGACAAAAAACAAGGUGAGCCUCCAAAAUUUAGGCGUCCGAUUACAAGAACUAAUUGCCUAGCAUCCAUGAUGAUUAAGCUUCAGAUGAAUGGAAAAUAUAGUGUGACUAAGUUUGUUGCAGAGCAUAACCAUGAAGUUAUCACACCAACAAAGGUACACAUGUUAAGGUCACACAGAGGCAUGACCGAUGCUCAAAAAGAUGAAGCGGAUAAUGCUGAUGGCUCGGGAAUAAAACCCAGGGAGGCUGUAGAAUAUUUUAGUAGACGAUCUGGAGGUCGAGAGAAUCUGGGUUUCCAAUCCAUUGGCUACAAAAAUUACUUGCGGAAAAAGAGAAUGAAAGUGAUGGAAAGGGGUGAUGCAGGGGCCGUUUUACAAUACUUUCAAAAAAUGCAAGCGGAUAAUCCAUCUUUUUUUUAUGCAAUACAAGUGGAUGAAGAUGAUCAGAUCACGAAUAUAUUCUGGGCAGAUGCGAUUUCAAUAAUGGACUAUAGUGUUUUUGGAGAUGUGGUUUGCUUUGAUACCACGUACAGAAUAAAUAGUUAUGGACGACCAUUUGCCCCAUUUAUUGGGGUGAAUCAUCAUAAGCAAACUAUAAUAUUUGGUGGGGCUUUGCUAUACGAUGAAACGAUUGAAUCUUUCAAGUGGUUGUUCGAAACAUUUUUUAGUGUCAUGUUUAGAAAACUACCAAUGACAAUCCUUACUGACCAAGAUGCUGCAAUGGCUAAUGCAAUAGCUUCAGUGAUGCCAGGAACAUAUCAUCGCCUAUGUAUUUGGCAUAUCUAUCAGAAUGCUGCCAAGCACCUUAGUCAUGUAUUUAAAGGUUCAACAAGUUUCGAACAUGAUUUGAAUAGAUGCAUAUAUGAUUAUGAGUACGAGGAAGAGUUUCUAACUGCAUGGAAUAACAUGAUUUUGAAGUACAAUUUAAUGGAUAACAAGUGGUUACAAAAUCUAUUUAAGGAAAAAGAAAAAUGA